AUGUCAGGCUACGACUCCAACAAUGACUCCACGACCGGUGAGCCCCUGCUCAUUGGUGUCAUUGGAUUCAACUGCGCAUCCUGCAACUCAACCACUGUUCCGCAAUAUGAAUUGUCCUGUCAUGAAAGCGACGAUUUACAUUGCCGCGAUUGCUUGACUAAGAAAUGGUAUACUUCCAACGACGAGAUCGUUCGGUGUCCGCAUCGCGCUUGCGGCCAGAUCUGUGGCUUCAUGCCACUCAGACCUCUGUCUGAGGUACUGCACCUAGACAACCGCUUCUACGACACGGAGCGAAUCGAUAGAAUACGUCAACAGCCGGAGGUUAUGAACAAUCUGAUAGCUUUUACGAGAGAGGAAGCAGAGGUCGCACUACAACAGGUCUAUAGUUUCUUCGAGGAUCAGAUCUUGGACCCCGUCGCCCUCGGAGGUGUACCAGGUCAUGUUACAGAAGGCGCGCAGAACUCACUUCUAGCAAACUUCAGCUUCAAUCCAUUCUUUACGGGCUUGUUGGAGGAGUUGAAGGCCGCGCCUAAGCUCAUGACCACACCCUUGGAGCUUGAAGAGGACCUCAACCAAUUGCUUUCUCGGCUUCUCUACACAUAUGCAACGCAAUAUCAUGGGGACGAGUUAGCCAGACAGGGAGUCGAUUUGGAGCAUGAAGAAGCAGUACUUGGCGUGGCGCUGCAGAACUACAAACCCAUCAAGGAUAUCAAGGAAGUAUGGGCAGAGAUGAUCAAAAGAUGGGUUGACUUGCUGGCUUGGAGGCAUCUUGAGAGGCUUUCAUCACCAGAGGGUGGUGCUGCUGAGCGUCAGCAUUGA
Molecule: messenger RNA, 819 nt
Organism: Cucurbitaria berberidis CBS 394.84
Lineage: Eukaryota; Fungi; Ascomycota; Dothideomycetes; Pleosporales; Cucurbitariaceae
Exons: 1
Coding region: 1-819 (272 amino acids)
Source: RefSeq, a predicted model, not a curated record